AUGGGAGAAGAAGAUGUUCAAGCUUUAGUUGUUGACAACGGAUCAGGUAAUGUAAAAGCAGGAGUUGCAGGAGAUGAUGCACCUCGUUCCGUUUUUCCAAGUAUAGUAGGAAGACCAAAGAAUCCAGGAAUUAUGGUUGGUAUGGAAGAAAAAGAUGCAUUUGUUGGUGAUGAAGCACAAACCAAGAGAGGUAUAUUAACAUUAAAGUAUCCAAUAGAACAUGGUAUUGUUACGAAUUGGGAUGAUAUGGAAAAAAUAUGGCAUCACACUUUUUACAAUGAAUUAAGAGCUGCUCCAGAAGAACACCCAGUGUUAUUAACAGAAGCUCCUUUAAAUCCAAAAGGAAAUCGUGAGAGGAUGACACAAAUUAUGUUUGAAUCUUUUAAUGUACCAGCUAUGUAUGUUGCUAUUCAAGCUGUUUUAUCCUUAUAUUCUUCUGGUCGUACUACUGGUAUUGUGUUAGAUAGUGGAGAUGGUGUAUCUCAUACUGUUCCAAUAUAUGAAGGUUAUGCCUUACCACAUGCAAUUAUGAGAUUAGAUUUAGCUGGUAGAGAUUUAACUGAAUAUUUAAUGAAAAUUCUUCAUGAAAGAGGUUAUGGAUUUUCAACAUCAGCAGAAAAAGAAAUUGUUAGAGAUAUUAAAGAGAAAUUAUGUUAUAUUGCAUUAAAUUUUGAUGAAGAAAUGAAAACAUCUGAACAAAGCAGUGAUAUUGAAAAAUCAUAUGAAUUACCAGAUGGAAACAUUAUUACUGUAGGUAAUGAAAGAUUUAGAUGUCCAGAAGCUUUAUUCCAACCAUCCUUCUUAGGAAAAGAAGCAGCAGGAAUCCACACAACUACUUUCAACUCUAUUAAAAAAUGUGAUGUGGAUAUUCGUAAAGAUCUUUAUGGAAAUAUCGUUUUAUCUGGAGGUACUACUAUGUAUGAAGGUAUAGGAGAAAGAUUAACUAGAGAUAUUACAACCCUCGCACCAUCAACCAUGAAAAUUAAAGUUGUUGCACCACCAGAGAGAAAAUACUCAGUCUGGAUAGGAGGUUCUAUUUUAUCAUCUCUUUCUACCUUUCAACAAAUGUGGAUCACAAAAGAGGAAUACGAUGAAUCAGGACCAAGUAUUGUCCACAGAAAAUGUUUCUAA
Molecule: messenger RNA, 1131 nt
Organism: Plasmodium reichenowi
Lineage: Eukaryota; Apicomplexa; Aconoidasida; Haemosporida; Plasmodiidae
Product: actin I
Exons: 1
Coding region: 1-1131 (376 amino acids)
Source: RefSeq, a predicted model, not a curated record